GUUUGUUUUUGGUGGUGUUUUUUUGCUUUUUGUUUUUCUUAAAAGAGCUCUGAAUCCUAACUGAUCCUGGGAGGAUAGAGAUCGUGGGUUCGACCAGCUGAAGGCGCCGCGCGACUCGGUGGUACAAGUUCGGAUGGAUCCGAGCGGGGCUCCGGCGCUCGCGGGAGCGUCCGCGCGGUGACUGGAGUCCUGGGUGGCGCGGGGCUCUCGGCGCCUUUUGUGUGUGGCUCUUUCGGGCCGCGGGGCAGCCGGGUGCUCGAGGCGUGGUGGGUUUUGCUUUUUGCUUUUGUUAUUGUUGUUGGCUUUUUUUUUUUCCUCACCCUGACUGGUUACCCCAGACUCUUCGCAGAUGUUAGUUCACAGUUUUUCAGCUAUGGACCGUCACGACGGCACCAGCAACGGGACGGCACGGUUGCCCCAGCUGGGCACUGUAGGUCAAUCUCCCUACACCAGCGCCCCGCCGCUGUCCCACACCCCUAAUGCCGACUUCCAGCCUCCCUACUUCCCCCCGCCCUACCAGCCUAUCUACCCUCAGUCGCAAGAUCCUUACUCCCACGUCAACGACCCCUACAGCCUGAAUCCCCUGCACGCCCAGCCACAGCCGCAGCACCCGGGCUGGCCCGGCCAGAGGCAGAGCCAGGAGUCUGGGCUCUUACAUACACACCGGGGGCUACCCCACCAACUGUCGGGCCUGGACCCUCGCAGGGACUAUCGGCGGCACGAGGACCUCUUGCACGGCCCGCACGGGCUCGGCUCUGGGCUCGGGGACCUCCCGAUCCACUCCUUACCUCACGCCAUCGAGGACGUCCCGCAUGUAGAAGACCCGGGUAUUAACAUCCCAGAUCAAACUGUAAUUAAGAAAGGCCCUGUGUCCCUGUCCAAGUCCAACAGCAACGCUGUCUCCGCCAUCCCUAUCAACAAGGACAACCUCUUCGGUGGCGUGGUGAACCCCAACGAAGUCUUCUGUUCAGUUCCGGGUCGCCUGUCCCUCCUCAGCUCCACCUCGAAGUACAAGGUCACGGUGGCGGAAGUACAGCGGCGCCUCUCACCGCCCGAGUGUCUCAACGCGUCGCUCCUGGGCGGAGUACUGCGGAGAGCGAAGUCUAAGAAUGGAGGAAGAUCUUUAAGAGAAAAACUGGACAAAAUAGGAUUGAAUCUGCCAGCAGGGAGGCGUAAAGCUGCCAACGUCACCCUCCUCACGUCACUAGUGGAAGGAGAAGCCGUCCACCUAGCCAGGGACUUUGGGUACGUGUGUGAAACUGAAUUUCCUGCCAAAGCAGUAGCAGAAUUUCUCAACCGACAACAUUCCGAUCCCAAUGAGCAAGUGACAAGAAAAAACAUGCUCCUGGCUACAAAACAGAUCUGCAAAGAGUUCACUGACCUGCUGGCUCAGGACCGAUCUCCCCUGGGGAACUCGCGGCCCAACCCUAUCCUGGAGCCUGGCAUCCAGAGUUGCUUGACCCACUUCAACCUCAUCUCCCAUGGCUUCGGCAGCCCGGCGGUGUGUGCAGCGGUCACCGCCCUGCAGAACUAUCUCACCGAGGCCCUCAAGGCCAUGGACAAAAUGUACCUCAGCAACAACCCCAACAGCCACACGGACAACAGCGCCAAAAGCAGUGACAAAGAAGAGAAACACAGAAAGUGAGGCUCUCCUCCCGCCCCGCUCCCGCCCGCCACACGGGCCGGCGUCCCCACUCGCCCCUCCCCCACCCGGCAGGUGACAGCUCCGGGACCAGCCACUCCUACUGCUGCUGCUGCUACUCUGCGCUGCCGCGCCGCCCUUCGUCCCGGAGUCCUCCGGAUUGCUCUCGGAUUGCUCUCUCGACUGCCAGUGGGGCAGCCGCUGCCUACUCGGCGCCUUGCCUCAAUUUCCCCAUCAGCACCAACACCCCUUUUUACCCUCGUGUGGAGCCUAAGAGAACAGAACAGGUCGUGAAGCCAGCAAAGAAAAGUUCUGUCGCGUUUGUGAACCUUUUUUUUUUUUUUUUUUAAAUCAAAUCAACAACAAACACUAAAACUUUUUUUUUUAAAGGACGUUAAAAAAUUUAAAAAGUAUAUGAGCUUCAUGGGACUAACUCAUCGCCUUCCCUUGCAUACUUCAGAUUGUAGCCAUACUUUAAAAAAAAAGGCAAAGAGGAUAAUGACAUUUUUUAUCAGUAUUGUGAAUAAACUUGAACACAAAUACAGAAGUUCUAUGUCCUGUCUUCAGUUGUAGAAGUUGUCUCUGCAAGGUACAACCACCCACUUGAACUUCCUCUGAUGACACAAUCCACAAUUCUAUAAGGGAAUCAGUGUUCACGUCUCUGUAUAUAUUUAUUUAUGUGUAAUUUAAUGGGAUUUGUAAAUAUGGUGAGUCUGUUUUAAACCUUUUUUUAUUUAUCUGGUGAUCUGUUUAGCGGGCUUUGGAUCGUCCCUAUUAGUUCUUCAUGUGGUUUUACUUAGAAAUCCAAGGUUUUGGGUAAUACCCCUGCCCCCUUUCUGGAAUUCAUGGAUUUAGCCCCGUGGUAGCAUGUUAAACGAUGAUAAUGAAACAGCCGAACAAAACAUUUUUAAGAUAAAAUAAACAAUUUAUAUAUAAUUAGUAUUACAUUUAGCUUUUCAUUGAACUAACAGGGAAAAAAUCAGUGAUAUUGGGACACUGGGAAAAAAUUCUUAAACUGGAGUGAUUUAAUAAAUCUUCUAUGGUAUCAUGGGGAGAAAAAUAAAGUUUAUUUGACUUCACUGUCCUCCCUUAAAAGUGUCCUCCAAGCAAUAAGUGAAUAUUGUCUUUAAACCAAGGGUUAGGGAGUUCCUGCUCUCUCUCCUCUCUCACUCUCUCUCUCUCUCUCUCUCUCUCUCUCUCUCUCUCUCUCUCUCUCUUUCUCUCUCUCCAACUUUAAGCAUUUGGGACCACCUGGUAUUUUGUGUCUUCACUGGCCACAUUGGAAACAGUUCUAGAUACACUGUUGAGUUGCUCUGGCAGUAGCCUCUAUGCCUGUCAAUGUAUCAUAGUCCUUUGUUGCCCAGAUAAAUAAAUAUUUGAUACGCUUUA
Arvicanthis niloticus (Nile rat) is the source of this 3031-nucleotide messenger RNA. It is a transcript of the gene Tfap2a, whose product is annotated as transcription factor AP-2 alpha. Gene Ontology annotation, molecular function: RNA polymerase II transcription regulatory region sequence-specific DNA binding; DNA-binding transcription factor activity, RNA polymerase II-specific. Gene Ontology annotation, cellular component: nucleus. The record is from RefSeq and is a predicted model, not a curated record. Gene Ontology annotation, biological process: regulation of cell population proliferation; anatomical structure development; regulation of transcription by RNA polymerase II. Lineage: Eukaryota; Metazoa; Chordata; Mammalia; Rodentia; Muridae.